Molecule: messenger RNA, 1602 nt
Organism: Ophidiomyces ophidiicola
Lineage: Eukaryota; Fungi; Ascomycota; Eurotiomycetes; Onygenales; Onygenaceae
Exons: 5
Coding region: 1-1602 (533 amino acids)
Biological process (GO): cell division; mitotic sister chromatid segregation
Cellular component (GO): MIS12/MIND type complex
Source: RefSeq, a predicted model, not a curated record
AUGACCACCAUUUUGAUAUCUGCGCGCACUAGCUCGACGAAUAGUGUUCCAUACGAGUCUCAGACCAAACGUUCACUGAAUGACUCGUCUCUUCCCGAUUGGCGUCGCAUACCCAACUAUCCCAUUCACAAGCAAUUAAACACGCAGUCAGUACCGAUAGUGAUGCCGCAAUCUCGUGUACCUGAGAAGGAUAUUGCCGCGCCUGGGCGAACCAGGAAUGGCACGAAGAUAAGUGGCAAAGAAAACACUGCCACCAAUGGCUGGCAUGAAGCCAUAGGGAAACGAAAAGCUGUGGACUAUGAAGAAGAUAUUGAAGGGUUCCAAUUCUCACGGACUUCGCGCCCAAAGAAGGCUCGAUCAAUAUCUACCACUUCUGCUGAAUGUCGUGCUGUGGAUCGAUUACCCGCUCAUGAGAAGCCUGGUCAACCACACCGGACUGAAUUUACGGAUCCGAUGAGAUCCAGUUCCGAAGGUCUGGAUGUAAGAAAAAGACGACCAGGUAAAACAAAGGACCCAGACACCGAAGACAACUACCCUCCAGAGGCUGCAACUCCAGCCUUUCCUCUAGACGGCACGAAAAUUAUCCUCCCAUUUGCUGAUACACCGGUUAUGCAACGGAAUAAGGAAAUGAGACAGGAGCGGGGCAGAGGACAAAGGAGAAGCAGUUUUGGGAUGAGGGGCAGAAGAGCCAGCUCACUGAUAGAAUCUGGGACUUCAAAUGCACUCCCGCAUGACAAGGUUGAUACGACAGACUUUUACAAACAUAUUGAGAGUGAAGCUUUGUCUGAGCCCAGACGAAUGCGACAACUAUUGACUUGGUGCGCAACGAGGGCUAUGGGCGAAAAGCCCUCUGGCUCUAGGUCCGAUGAUGAAAGUGCCAAACUAGCAGCACGCGUGAUACAAGAGGAAAUGCUCAAAGAAUUUUCAAAUCGAUCUGAGCUCGCCGAUUGGUUUAGCCGUGAGGAAACUACUGCUUUGACUGUGGUUGUGAAAAAGCCGAACCCAAAAAACGAGCAGAACGUGGAGAAAAUCAAAGAAUUGGAAGAACACAUUCAGCGCCUUCAAGCUGAACGACAGUCUCUGGCGGCUCUCUUACGUUUGCCCUUGGUGCCGAGAAUCAAGUCGACGUUUGCGGAUGCCGAAAAAAGUGGUCCUGGUGACUCGGGCACAAACAGUACAAAUACGUCUGCGAUCAAUUCUGCAUUUUUAGACGACACCCAAAGAUCGCUUCUUACCGUUUUAGCUGAGCCCUUGUUAACCCCACAUCCAGUAUUAACUUCCUCAACGGAGUCGUCAGACUCUACAUUGUCAUUGACCACGCGGCUCACAUCGCUUUCCUCGUCCCUUGCGCCGAUUUUGGACUCCUUCGCUACGGGCGUCCAUAACAUUGAGCUGUAUCGGUCUAUGGUGGAUAUGGUGGCUGGCGGUGUAUUGCGCAUGUGUGCGCAAAGCUUAGAACAGAGGGAUUUUGGGUCUCUAACUGUACGAAAGGUUGGGGACAGCCAGGUACCAGACGAUACGGGGGGCAACACCGUGGAAAAUCCACAAAAGGAGGAUUUAAGACGGGUACUGGGAGCUCUUGGCCGCCUUGAGAAUAAGUGA